AUGGCCAGCUGGGCCGUGCCGAUUAGGCACGGCCCAGGUACGGGCACGGCCCGCCCCGUCCUUGCGCCGCCUCCCCGCGCCGCUCACCCCCGCGUCGCCCUGCCCGCCACCGCCCCCGCCUCGCCCCUGCGCCGCCUCACCGCGCCGCCCGGUCACCCCGGCAGCUCCCCACCCCGCCUCGAUCGCCGCCCGCCCCUACCCUGCCCCAGCCACCCGCCCCCGUCCCGCCCCGCCCGGUUGCGCCUACCCUGCCCGGUCGCGCCACCCCCGCACCGUCGCUCGGCCCCAGCUUGGCACGGCCCGUCGUGCUUCAACCGUGCCCAGGCCGGCCCAGCACGAUACUGUGCUUCACGGCUCGUGCCGUGGGCCGAGGGCGCGGCACCUAUCGGGCCGUUUCGAGUUGAGCCCGUACCGGGCCGGUACAACUGGCCCAUUUAG
Molecule: messenger RNA, 438 nt
Organism: Phragmites australis (common reed)
Lineage: Eukaryota; Viridiplantae; Streptophyta; Magnoliopsida; Poales; Poaceae
Product: protein TRACHEARY ELEMENT DIFFERENTIATION-RELATED 7A-like
Exons: 2
Coding region: 1-438 (145 amino acids)
Source: RefSeq, a predicted model, not a curated record